AUGUCUGUCGACCUACGUAGGUUUGUUGAACGGCUGGUUACCGUAUAUACCGCACCAAAUGACUUUCAGGAAAGUCGCUUCUUACUCAUCCUUAAAUCCAACAUUCCAGUUGGUGUAGAAUUGUGGCUUCAAUAUAAAAAGCGUACCGCCACUGAUUUGUUUCCAUAUGACGAGAAAGCAGCCAAAGAACAAUGGGACAGGUCUCCAACUUCCUCCUGCGGUAUGGAUGCAUUUAUCACAUUAUUGAAUCCAACUUCAUAUAAUACUGUUUUAUUUGAAUGUCUUGCUGAG
This is a messenger RNA of Racocetra persica, 291 nucleotides long. The record is from the annotation of a GenBank genome assembly. NCBI's taxonomy places the organism in Eukaryota, Fungi, Glomeromycota, Glomeromycetes, Diversisporales, Gigasporaceae.